AUGAAGCUCCAACUCAUCCUCCUAACUUCAGCAGCCUCCGCCUUGGCCCUGCCAGUAAGACCGACCUCCCUCUUUCCCCAUAAAAAUCUCACGAAAUAACUCUCCCUUACCAGGUCGCUCAAGUCGCCGGCGUUGCAACGAAUGGUGCCACCGACAGCACCGGAACCGGAGGCGGAGUCGCAGCCGCAGCACCUGCCAUCGGUCUGGGAGCAGGUGGUGGAGCAAACAGCAACAGUGCCGGAGGCGGUUUGGGUCUCGGCGUUGGCGACCUUGUUGGUGUCGAGGUGGCCGGUGGGAUCAACACCGCUCCGGGAGGUGGUGUAGGUGAAGGUGUAGCCGUAGCAGCUCCUGGCGUUGGACUAGGAACUGGCGCCGGUGCUGGCGGAGAUGGAGCUGGAGCCGGAACUGGUGCUGGUCUUGGCUAG
Messenger RNA from Lecanosticta acicola, 425 nucleotides. Lineage: Eukaryota; Fungi; Ascomycota; Dothideomycetes; Mycosphaerellales; Mycosphaerellaceae. The record is from the annotation of a GenBank genome assembly.